This is a messenger RNA of Manis pentadactyla (Chinese pangolin), 5307 nucleotides long. RefSeq names its product RNA polymerase III subunit B (gene POLR3B). Gene Ontology annotation, molecular function: ribonucleoside binding; DNA binding; DNA-directed RNA polymerase activity. Bases 156 to 3521 code for a protein of 1121 amino acids. The transcript is spliced from 29 exons. Gene Ontology annotation, cellular component: RNA polymerase III complex. NCBI's taxonomy places the organism in Eukaryota, Metazoa, Chordata, Mammalia, Pholidota, Manidae. Gene Ontology annotation, biological process: DNA-templated transcription. The record is from RefSeq and is a predicted model, not a curated record.
UCGGGCUGGGAGAAGGCGGAACCUUUCUGUCGCGCCUCCAAUUAACCUGCGCAGUGGGGAUCAUUUAGGCCUGCGCGCAGCCCUUGUGCUGCGGUUUGCUUGGGGCAGCAAAGACAGGAGUGAGUCUAAUCGCUUCUUCCUUCGUCGUGAGCAGCAUGGAUGUGCUUGCGGAGGAGUUUGGGAAUCUGAGCCGGGAGCAACUGGCUGCGCCCAUCCCGACUGUAGAGGAAAAAUGGAGGCUGCUUCCAGCAUUCUUAAAGGUGAAAGGCCUUGUGAAACAGCAUAUAGAUUCCUUUAACUAUUUCAUUAAUGUAGAGAUAAAGAAGAUCAUGAAAGCCAAUGAAAAGGUUACAAGUGAUGCUGACCCCAUGUGGUACUUAAAGUAUCUUAACAUCUAUGUUGGGCUUCCUGAUGUUGAAGAAAGCUUCAAUGUAACUAGACCAGUGUCCCCUCAUGAGUGCCGUCUGCGGGACAUGACAUACUCUGCCCCCAUCACAGUGGAUAUUGAGUACACCCGAGGCAGCCAGAGGAUCAUCCGCAAUGCCUUACCCAUUGGCAGAAUGCCCAUAAUGCUACGUAGUUCAAACUGUGUUCUCACAGGAAAAACGCCCGCAGAGUUUGCCAAACUGAAUGAAUGUCCUUUAGAUCCAGGUGGCUACUUCAUUGUUAAAGGAGUAGAAAAAGUGAUUCUUAUCCAAGAGCAGCUGUCUAAGAACAGGAUCAUUGUGGAGGCUGACAGAAAAGGGGCCGUUGGUGCUUCAGUUACCAGCUCUACCCAUGAAAAAAAAAGCAGAACCAAUAUGGCUGUGAAACAAGGACGAUUUUAUCUGAGGCAUAAUACCUUGUCCGAAGAUAUACCCAUUGUAAUCAUAUUUAAGGCCAUGGGUGUUGAGAGUGACCAGGAAAUUGUGCAGAUGAUUGGAACAGAGGAGCACGUGAUGGCUGCAUUUGGGCCCAGUUUGGAAGAGUGCCAGAAAGCUCAGAUUUUCACACAGAUGCAGGCAUUAAAAUAUAUAGGGAACAAAGUGAGGAGGCAAAGGAUGUGGGGAGGUGGACCAAAGAAAACCAAAAUAGAAGAAGCAAGAGAGCUUCUGGCUUCCACCAUUCUGACCCACGUACCAGUUAAAGAAUUCAAUUUCCGAGCCAAAUGUAUAUAUACUGCGGUGAUGGUGCGAAGAGUAAUUCUGGCCCAAGGAGAUAAUAAAGUUGACGACAGAGACUACUAUGGGAACAAGCGAUUGGAGUUGGCAGGACAGCUUUUAUCACUGCUUUUUGAAGAUUUAUUCAAAAAAUUUAAUUCUGAAAUGAAGAAGAUUGCAGACCAGGUGAUUCCUAAACAAAGAGCAGCCCAAUUUGAUGUGGUGAAACACAUGCGUCAAGACCAGAUCACCAAUGGCAUGGUGAAUGCCAUUUCUACAGGAAAUUGGUCUCUAAAGAGAUUUAAAAUGGACCGCCAGGGUGUGACUCAGGUGCUGUCUCGCUUGUCAUACAUAUCUGCACUGGGCAUGAUGACCAGAAUCUCUUCCCAGUUUGAAAAAACAAGAAAAGUGAGCGGUCCUCGAUCCCUGCAGCCAUCUCAGUGGGGGAUGCUCUGUCCAUCGGACACUCCUGAGGGAGAGGCAUGUGGUUUGGUUAAAAACUUGGCCCUUAUGACACAUAUCACUACUGACAUGGAAGAUGGACCCAUUGUUAAGUUAGCCAGCAACCUGGGAGUAGAAGAUGUGAAUUUAUUAUGUGGGGAAGAACUCUCUUACCCAAAUGUGUUUCUCGUCUUCCUCAAUGGUAACAUCCUAGGUGUCAUUCGAGACCAUCAGAAGCUAGUGAACACAUUUCGACUGAUGCGAAGAGCAGGAUAUAUCAAUGAAUUUGUUUCCAUCUCAACAAAUCUCACAGAUCGAUGUGUCUAUAUUUCCUCUGAUGGAGGAAGGCUGUGCAGACCAUACAUAAUUGUUAAGAAACAGAAGCCUGCAGUCACGAAUAAGCAUAUGGAAGAGCUGGCUCAGGGAUACAGGAAUUUUGAAGAUUUCUUACAUGAGAGUCUGGUUGAAUAUUUAGAUGUGAAUGAAGAAAAUGAUUGUAACAUCGCACUCUAUGAGCAUACAAUUAAUAAAGACACCACCCACUUGGAGAUCGAACCUUUCACCCUUCUUGGCGUGUGUGCUGGCCUGAUCCCAUACCCUCAUCAUAACCAGUCCCCAAGAAACACAUAUCAGUGUGCCAUGGGGAAACAAGCCAUGGGUACCAUUGGAUACAACCAACGGAACAGAAUUGAUACACUCAUGUAUCUACUAGCAUAUCCACAAAAACCCAUGGUUAAAACGAAGACUAUAGAGUUGAUAGAAUUUGAGAAACUUCCAGCUGGGCAAAAUGCAACAGUUGCUGUGAUGAGUUACAGUGGCUAUGAUAUUGAAGAUGCUCUUGUUUUAAACAAGGCCUCCUUGGACAGAGGAUUUGGGCGUUGCCUUGUUUAUAAAAAUGCUAAAUGUACAUUGAAACGAUAUACCAAUCAGACUUUUGAUAAAGUGAUGGGGCCGAUGUUGGAUGCUGCUACAAGGAAACCCAUCUGGCGGCAUGAAAUUUUAGAUGCGGAUGGUAUUUGUUCUCCAGGUGAGAAAGUAGAGAACAAGCAAGUGCUUGUAAAUAAGUCCAUGCCCACAGUAACUCAGAUUCCCCUGGAGGGAAGUAAUGUGCCGCAGCAACCCCAGUACAAAGAUGUGCCCAUCACCUACAAAGGGGCAACGGAUUCCUAUAUCGAAAAAGUGAUGAUAUCUUCAAAUGCUGAAGAUGCUUUUUUGAUCAAAAUGCUGCUGAGACAGACGAGGCGUCCAGAAAUUGGAGAUAAAUUCAGCAGUCGUCAUGGGCAAAAAGGCCUGGUGAUAAGCGGUGAACAAAACAGACAGAGUUCCAGCCCCUCUUGGGCUUCCCUUCUUGUGGGCCGGAGAGGUGUUUGUGGCUUGAUUGUGCCUCAGGAAGACAUGCCAUUUUGUGAUUCUGGCAUCUGUCCGGACAUCAUAAUGAACCCACAUGGCUUCCCAUCUCGAAUGACGGUGGGAAAGUUAAUUGAGCUGUUGGCUGGCAAAGCCGGCGUGCUAGAUGGCAGAUUCCACUAUGGCACUGCGUUUGGAGGCAGUAAAGUGAAGGAUGUGUGUGAAGACCUCGUUCGCCAUGGUUAUAACUACUUGGGGAAAGACUAUGUUACAUCUGGCAUCACAGGUGAGCCCUUGGAAGCAUACAUCUAUUUUGGCCCCGUGUACUAUCAGAAACUGAAACACAUGGUGCUGGAUAAGAUGCAUGCCCGGGCCCGGGGACCACGAGCUGUCCUCACCAGGCAACCCACUGAAGGUCGGUCUCGUGAUGGUGGUUUGCGUCUUGGAGAAAUGGAACGUGACUGUUUAAUUGGUUAUGGAGCCAGUAUGCUUUUACUAGAGAGACUAAUGAUUUCAAGUGAUGCCUUUGAGGUUGAUGUCUGUGGGCAGUGCGGCCUUCUGGGGUAUUCUGGCUGGUGGAGGGCAUUCUACUAAGUCAUGGGAAUGCAGUCAUGAGUCAGAUGCUCAGAAUUAGGAGAGAAGACGGAGAAGUUACAGUACAAGGAGGGGGCAGGCUGCCAUUCACAUAUGUAAUUUUGACGAAUUCAACUCCACACUUAGCACUGGAAAAGACAGGGAAGGGGAGUGUUUAAACAAGACUGGUAACUCCACUCUCCACUCUCACCUCCCUACUGAUGAGUCUAGAGUAACUGAAAUAUAAUCUGCCGUCUGUCUCUCACAGUAUGAGAAUCUCUGCUCUAGUCUGAAUCUCUAGAGUUAGAAAGAUUGUAGCUGUGGGGGUUUUUUUUUGGCAAAUUAUGGACCCCACAUUUAAGACAGCUGUCCUGUUGGGCGCUCAUCAAAAGAAAUAGCUAACUUCCGGUGUUGAGUGGUUUACGUUGUUUUCAAGCGUGAUUUUGACUUCAAAUGCUGACCAUAGAAACUAAGGCUCCAGUGAAGGGGAAGCUGGCCUGUGACAUCAUAAAAUGGGAGCCCCUAAGUAAUCAGGAUGAGGUCUCCAGAGGAGGUAAGGACCAGAGCUGACUUUUUUUUUUUUUCUGAAUGACCUUUACCUCUUUGAGCCUCGGUUUAUUUUUUCUUUUUUAAUUUUUUAUUAAGCUAUGAUUGAUAUACACUCUUAGGAAGGUUUCACAUGAAGAAACAAUGUGGUUACUACAUUUACCCAUAUUAUCAAGUCCCCACCCACACCCCAGUGCAGUCACUGUCCAUCAGUGCAGCAAGUUGCCAGAGAUCCACUAUGUCCCUUCUCUGUGAUACACUGUUCAGAGCUGACUUUUGAAGAAUGAAUGAACAUUAACCAAUAGAUGGACAGUCGGGAGUGGGGCUAAAGGGAAGGAGAAAGAGGACAACAAUGACAGUGGGUGGAGAGAGUAAGGAAGUAGAACAGGACUGUGUAGGAAGUAAAAGAACAGAGUCUAGGAGGAUCUCUGAAAUAAUGGCUUGAGUAGCCAAAUGGGUAGUGUGGAUAAAGUGAAGGUUCCUAUGGCCAGGAUUCUCUCCUGGCCCUGGUCAGCUAGCUCACUACACAUGUGUGGGCAAUGUAUCAUUAUUGACUCUAUAUAAAGAGCUCCCAGUGCCCUGGGCGACACAAUGGCACAGCUGCAAGGCUGCAGGAGAGCAGAGAUGAGGCUGAAGUGGUGGCAGCACCGAGGACAGGGACAGAGACAGCUUCAGGGGCAGAGAGGCCCAGAGGCAGAGACCGACUUGCUGCAGGCAGACUCACUCUGAGUGGAUGGGAUUCUAGUGAUUGACCUGCCACCAUGGGAAUAAAGUUGGGUAUAACCUUUUCACCCAAAGAACAUUCUACUGUCAUUUCUUUGGUCUCAUUGAAUCCAUAGUGAACUUGUCCAGUGCUGAAACCCUUUGGCAAGAUGGUAGUGAACCACCAAGACAAGGAGCCAUUGGUGGAAAGCCCAUGGGAGGGGCAAUCACUCUUCCAUAUGGCACACAUUGAAUUGGGUGUCUGUGGGAUACCUGAGUCAGCAAGCCCAUCUGGAUGAGAGGCAGGAGCUGCCAAGGAAGAUUUGGGAGUCACUGGUGAUUGAGGGCACUGGAACGAGUGCGACAUCUUCCCCAGAGAUGUGCAGAGGGAACAGGGCCAUAGAUGGAACUUCAGAGACACCAGCAAGUAUGGAUGGGCAUGGAGAGAAGAGCCUUCAAAGAGUCCAAGUAGGAGAAGCAAAGCAAAGUCAAAAAUAGCACUGUCCAGCAAACCAAGGGAAGAAAGGUUUCUAAGUAUGAGGGAGGGUCCAGACUCAGA